UUCGGGAGCUCCCUAGGGUUCUUGUUAGAGCCCAUUAUACAAGAAUUGAAGAACACGCAGUUGUUUGGUUACCAAGAAACCGAUGGAAAAUUUGGAGGGCGAAGGUUACAGAUUAGGCUAUGAAUAUCCAAACAAACGACGAACUAAUCCAAAACCAACCCCAAAAGUAGACAAAAUAUAGACAAAUUUCAGUUGGUUGAACCGAAAGGCGAUUGGAUUUGGAGCCCAUUUCAGUUUCGACGACUUGGCGCGGAAAUUGGAAGUUCACAGGAACCAUUAAUUUUAGGUGGAAUUGGUCAUAUCUUCACGUAAUCUAACAGUCUUUGGAGUUUCAAUAAUUUCGCCACCAAACCAUCAAUCUCUGUAAAGUCUUGAACCCGUCAACUAACUCAUGUGUUCAUCUUAUGAAGACCUGCCCUGAGGUCGAGGUUAUGGAGUUUAGACCAGGCAAGGAGACUCGUUCUGGGACCAAGUGGACCAGGAUUCACCUAUCUUGGGUGCUGUGGGUAUCCACGGAGCCGCCGCCUUCUGAACCUUCCAUAGCCUGUGAAACUUCGUUAGCUGCUGAAGGAAAACCCCACCUUUUUCCUUUCUUGUGUGUAGAGAGCUUGGAAGACUUCUCAUCAUGUUUAAAAUGGAAAAGCACAUCAAGCGCCAGGACUCCAAUAUACAGUUUAACAGAAACGUUCCAGGCUGCUUCUGGAGCAUAUUCCAUACUAUUGAUUACCAUCCCUGGCAUAAUGUUAAGAAGAUGCUUCCUUACAGAAGGCAUUCAAAAAGCAAGGGAAGUCCAAAAUCAACUAUGAACAGCCACCACGUUGCUGAAGCGACAGAACAGAUUAACGACGAAAACAAGCCUUUAUGGUGUACUGCAGAGAGUUGUCCUAUUGGCAGCAAACCUGGAGAAGGAUAUGUAAAUGAAGUGAUAAGUAAAGAGAUAUCAGAGGAAGAAAGCCAAAAAUACUGGAAGUUAAACUCGAAUUCGAAACGAAGUUUGAGUCGAACGCAAUCUAUACAUCAUUUAGAGUCUUCGUCAUAUUAUUGUCGACAUAUAAGUCCUAUGGAAUUGGGUGCACCAGGAAUAAAGAGUAAUUCUCUGAAUGCCAUGGAUUCUGAAAACUACUUUACUCGGAGAAAGAUUGAUACCCAGUUGACAUCUUUUACAGAGAAAUCUAAUGGAGUAAGGAAAACCUUAGAAAGUAAACAGAUCGACAGAAAUAUCUCGAGUCACUCAUUUAAGGAAGACGUUCAUAUCCAAGAGAUAUUUAAGGCAAAUCGAAAACUAUUUGCUGAAUUGUUACAAGGUGCACAGAGUAAGAAAACUCUCCAAACCCCGCAAAAUAAGAAGUCCUCUGCAAGUCUAGCAAAAUCAAGGUCGUUUCCUGCUCCUGGUUUAGCACGAAAAGGAUACAAAAAGCUUAGCUCACUCCAACACAAGCUGAACGAGUCCUUUCCGAAAGUACGAAAGUCUGGCUCUUCCCAACCAUCAAAGCUGGUUGAAUCUGAAUCUCCUAAGAAUUUUCAUGAAGAUGUGAUGCCUUGUGACUCUGAUAGUACUUCAAGCUCUAACAUAACGCCGCAAACAAGCUCGUCUUCCUUUGGCCCGAAUCGUGGACUAAGGCAUGGGGGGUGGAAUCAGUUGGUUGUCAAGCGUUUCAAUUUUAUUAAACAGAAAAUAAGGCAUUCAUUCAAGGAGAGGAAGAAGGGAAAUAACCAGAAAACAUCUAAAGGAACACCAACCCAAACCGUGAAUCCCUCUGGACAUGAACUUCCCCUUAGCAGAGAAGAGGCGCAGGAAAGUUUAGGAACUGCCACGAGCAAUGAUGGCUUAGGCAUUAGAGGAUACAGUGAGACUGGCAAUUCUGAGAAUGAUAAUCUCAGUGAUGGAGUUCAAACCAAGACAGGAACUGCUUCAUUAAAGGCUCCUCUGGAAAGAUAUUCUCAACAGCCCGAAAGGGAGGCAAAGUGCUUCGACUCACAAAGCUUAAGGCUGAUACGUGAAGAAACGAUUCCGAAUAUAGAGAAGCGUCGAAAAUCCUAUGGAAGGAAUCUUUCUUUGCCUGAUAUAGAUCUCUUUUGCACAUUAUUUACUGACCCUUCUCCUGCUGUUUCUCGCACAGAAAAACCAAAGAGGGGCGUGGUGCAUUCGAGUACAGAUAAUAAUAUGCGAAUAGAUGAGAAUCCAGCCCAUCUAUUAAACGAAGUGAUAUCUGAACCAUUGGAUAGUGAUUCACAGAGUGUGGUAGAAAAAAGUGAUGAUAACAUGCCUGUUGAUUAUUCAGGUAGUUUAAACGAGGUAAAAAAUGAUGAGGGAGCUGCUUGGGCAGAUAAGCUUGAGGAGAAAAUACCUCACCUAGAUUUUUCAGAUGGUGAACACCAUCAAGUAUUGGGUAGUGAAUGUGUAAUUGAAGAUGUCGAUGUCAGUGACACUGUCGAUCAAGUCGGUGAGCUUUCACCGACUGUCGAUCAAGUCAGUGAAACUUGUUUUCGAGAUGAUGAAACUUCAAAGCUGUCCGACUCAGAAGGUUCCAUAUUAAAUCGUAGGUGCAGUGCUGCAAAUGAGCUUGAACCUUCUGAUGACCAACCUAAGGAGGCGAGCGCAGAAGCUUUAUCAGCAUCUGAAACCAUUGUCAAUCAUGAGAUAAUUGAUGCUGAGAAGAUUUCUAACUAUCUCUAUCUGAAUUCCGAACUUGGUAGAAUCAACAAUGCUGACUUCAACUAUAUGAGGUAUAUUCUACAGCUCUCCAGCUUUAUCGAAAGUGGUCAUACAAUAGACCGACCGCUCAGUUCUUCGAUAUUCGAGGGAGAGGAGGCCCAGUUUUACAAAAAACUUGAAUGCUAUUGGGAGAAGGUUGACAAAGAUUCUGAUCACCAGCUUUUGCAUGAUUUAGUUUAUGAGACAUCACACAACGUAUUUGAAAAAUCAUUCACUUCUUUCCUUAAAAACUUCUCCUCGAGGAGCCAAAUCCGACCAAUGCCACUCGGGCAGUAUCUUCUCGAGGAUGUCCGAGAAAAAGUUGCCUGGUACCUAUGCUUGGGACCAGAACUAGACCAGUCAUUAGACGAUGUUGUGGGGCGAGAUUUAAGAAAAGGUGACGAUUGGAUGAACCUCCAAACUGAAAUAGAGUACAACGCACUUGAGUUGGAGGAUUUGAUUCUUGAUGAGCUUUUAGAGGAAGUAAUAAGUUUUUAGGAUUCCUGGUUAGAUCAUGUUGUUGAUAAUACUGUAUAGUGGCAAUCUCCAAAUCAGUACAUAGAAGUUCUUGUUCUGUCAGGUCCAAGUAGGUGGAAUAGAUAAGAUUCUUAGCAUUUUCAAUCACACACAUACGUCUGUUUUUCUGUACUUAGGAGUUUCUUGUUUGGAUGUAUACGAACAACCACUGCAGUUUUGUGGUUCAUUUGGUUCUUCCCUACCUCUAAUCAAAAUUCUUGUUAUACUUAA
Cucurbita pepo subsp. pepo (vegetable marrow) is the source of this 3442-nucleotide messenger RNA. RefSeq lists its product as uncharacterized. The record is from RefSeq and is a predicted model, not a curated record. NCBI's taxonomy places the organism in Eukaryota, Viridiplantae, Streptophyta, Magnoliopsida, Cucurbitales, Cucurbitaceae.